AUAAACAGUAUUUUUUUUAGUAAUUUAUUGGUGUAUGUACUAUUUUUAUUUUUGUUUGCAUUAAUUUAAUACGAAUAACACCACAAAGUAAUAAUUUUGCAAUAUUUUUGUUGUUUAUAACUUUUCAGUUUUUAGCGAGGUGCAAGAACGAAAAAGCUAAUUUCUGAACGAAGUCUUAGCUGUCAGAGUUAUGUCAAUCGUUACGUUAUCAGUCAGCCUUUAUUCCAAUUUUUAAUUAUUUCAAUAAGGUUACAGAGAUCUAUUAUAUUUUUUUAGUAAAUAAUCGUAGAAAUUAUAAGGAAAAGAUAUAUACUAAUUAUUUCAUCGUUAAGUAAUCAUCAAACCAGUGGCGAGUGUUAGACGUGACUCAAGUGUUUGUUCAAAUAUUCAUAAUGGUACAAAAUCAUUGAUGGGUAUUGUUUACGAAUUUCUUGGAAUUGAAGAUAUCACCGACUGCCUUUGAAUAUAUUAGGUGUUAGGAUGGAAGGGAGUAACGAUUCGUUGUCAAUUUUGACUGCGCCCAUGAGCGGGUCGUCUGCAGUGCUGCUGACCCCGGGGCGGACGAGGAACAUAGCGCAAGAUAUGGAGGCUCUGAGACUGUCGCGACAGGACAACCCAUUUUUACAGCAAGUGAUCAAGGCCAGCAGGGAGAGUCUGAUAGAGAGCCACAUUGAUGAGUGUGAAUCUGAUGACACCAUAUUAAUGUCACAGGACUUUGGCAGUACAGCGCUAGACUUUGUAGAAGAAGAUCCAUUGACCUUGAAAGAGGUCCAUGAACAUAUGAUCAGGUCCCCUCCCCCUACAAGCUGCUGGUCAAAUGAGUCGCUCUCAUACCGCGCCGCGUCUGCCUUCGAGUUCGGCGCCAACAGCCCCGUGUCGUUUAGCGCCUACUCCGUCGUGCAUGAGAAGGUCACUAACACAAUAUUAAUGUGCCGUCCUAGAAUAACUGUUUCUAUGGACGAUUGUUCCCGUUCCCCCCGUCGUUCGCGCGCAUCACGCUCGGCGUCUCCACGGUCCCACGAUUUAGCUCUCUGUGGGAGACCGCUCUCCUUGCCAGGUGAAAGCCACCUCCGCAACGCGCUAAGCAAAAAAGUGCAACCAGAGCGCUUCUCCUUACUGCAGCAUCCGCGCCCAUUACGCAGACCAGCACGACUGGAUGACGAGAGCGUUCAACUGGUUCCCGAUGACAAGUAAUGUAGGAAAAAAUAUUGGUGUUUAUUGGUAAUAGAUGUUGGCCCUAUUCAGAGGUUACAGGUUAUAUUGGUAACCGUAUUGUACGAGAACUCGUAACCGAUGACAAGUAAAUUAGGAUGUUUACUGGUAACAAAUGUUGGUAUAGGUUAAUUCAGAACAGCUAGCGCGAGAUUUGUACUGAGCUAUCAAAAUCCAUAUAAAAUCCUUGCCAGCUUUCGUGAAUCGACCUAUAAUAUAGUUGUGAAGUUAUACAGGUUAUGUAUACCGUAUUGCGAAGUUUACAAUCCUAAAGGUGAUGUUGGUAGCCCUUCUGUAAGGGAUCCCUAUAGGUGAUGAUUGCCUUAUGGUAACCCUUUUGAAAGGGGUUAACCUUACAUAUCAUGGUGGUAUCCCGAUUGUGAGGUGAUAUUUACAAAAAACAUUGGCAAUUGUAACUGUAGUAAAGCAGCUUUUAUUACUGACUAAUACCUAUACUAACCCAACCCAGAUAUACUUAUUGUCUCAAGUAACUAACCAAUAUUAUAGUAGUUACUACUACAACCGUAAAAAUCUCAGUCAAAAACAACGUAACACUAGUUACCAAUUACAUAAUUGACAGUUGUUCUACCGUAGUAACCCGAAAAGAACUGGUUACCAUUAAAAAAGGUUUUAAUUAAAUGAGUCCAUGGAAUAUAACACCACAUUACGCACGACAGUUCUAAAGUUUUUUUUUUUUCAUUUAUUUUUCAAAGGCAUAGGCAAUUAUACAUAAUCAAUUUUAAAGUUACUCGCCAAACUGCUUAUGCGGUUUGUUGGCGAGACAGCGCAAAUUUUUUACAUUUUACAAAGUUAUUCAAUACGUAAAAAAUACAAGAGUGUAUAAAAGGUACAACUGGUCCAACUUUCUCCACUAAGAAAAAAGAUCCUUAUCGUGUUUAUAAGGACUCUAUUAGAAUGUUUGUUGAAUGGGAAUGGAUGUCUAUAAUGGGUGUAUAUGUCAAUGAUAGUCUUCUUGAAUAGGGAGGUCUUCCUUCGGUUUUUUAGUCCUAAGUGUUUGAAAUAGCCGAUUUUCUAGUAAAUAUAAAACUAAAUAUACCCGUAUGAGCUAAUCGCCAAAUAUCACUAUUAGUUAGCACAUAGUACUGAUUUCCUGAAGCCCUAUAAUGCUAAAUGUAAAGAUAUACUGAAGAUAUUUUGCUACUGGCAGUGCAAUCUGAAGUUAAUUUUACAAUUUUGAUGUUUUCUAUAAGCUAAGAAUAUGACCUAUUAUGGAAAGUCCAAAAUACCUAUAUAGAAAUUGACGUCGUUUUUUUUUUCGUUUUCUUAUCAUAGAAACACUAAGUAUAUGUAGGUAUAACGAAUUUUACGGUAUUUGAUUUAUCAUUGUUUGGACAUAAAAAAUGUUAUAACGUUACUAAAAUUGUGCUUAAGUUUAACAAAAAUCGUGCUUAAAUCAGAUAAAUACAAAUUGUCUUCUGUUUUUUUUUACAGAGUCUAUUAUUUGUCUAUGAAAUAUGCUAAAUAUUAUUUGUUUAUAUAUAUUGAGGUUAAGUGUUUGUUUUAUUGAUAAGAUAUCGUUCGAAUAAAAUUCUAAUUCCAAAUAUCUAGUCGAGUUUGGCGAAUUAAUGUUACCAUAUACUUUUUAUAUUUUAGUUGUUUUUUUAGCACCUAGCUACUUUAGGGUAAUUAAUUUUACAAACAAUAUUAAAUUGUGUUAUUUAUUAAAGUCUUUAAUUUUGUGAAGAAGCAUAACUAAUUGUCGAAUAUUUUUUCUUAUUGCUAGAGAGUCCCACUGGCCAUGAAUAAGUCAAUGUUAUUUUUGAUAUGGGUAUGCUUACCUAUUUGUUAUUUUGAAUUGUUUGUUGGUUUUACUGUUAAAUUUUAAUCAUAAAUAACAUUAAUACAUAUUUGGGGACAAUCUUACACAGGUAGACCUAACCCCAAACUAAGCAAAGCUUAUACUAUGGGUACUAUGCGGUAUAUUGCGGGGUAUGGGUUUUAAAUUUUGUAACCAUUUUUUUUAAUAGUGUAGUUUUGUAACAUAAAUGUAAAUUAAUGUUCAAUAAAGUGCUCACCACGACUCCAAUCGAAUAUAAAGUAUUAUAGUCCACCGAUGACAUAGGCAUAGUUUUAGUGUUAUUGUUAAUAAAUACCCGUCUUAGAAUAUUAAAUAUAUUGAAUAGUAUUCAUGCUAAAGGAUGUUUUGUGCUACUUUUAGGCGUAAUUGCAGAUUACCAAGUAGUGCUUAUAUAGAUAAAUAUUAUUCCUGAUUAUUAAAAGUGUAAAAAGAAAGUGAUAACCCAUAUUGACACAUUCAGGGGCCUAUUUGGUCAAAUACAAGCUUAUACUAUUAGUGAUCUUGUAUGUAAAAUCAGUAAUAUUAGCUUGUAUUUUAUUAUACAAUAGACACCUCACGCUCCUUGUCUAGUUAAAUAGAAUACAAUUUGAUGAAUUUUAAUUCUUACUUAAUAAGUUUUAAUCCGUAUAGGUAAUUGUUUGGGCAACAAAAACAGUCAUAAUUUACGUGAUGUUCGUUAUAAAAUAAAAUAAAUACUUAAUUGCGUGUUUUUACUUUUUAUUAUAUGCAGGGUACAUCCAGUUAAGUUGGUCGUCCGAUCAAGUGUUAAAUUGGAAUAAACAGAUUUAAAAAAAUAUAUUUUUUGUUAUUCCGUCACGUUAGCCAGGAGACAAUAUUAGUAGUUUGUUAGAAGAACUGUACCACGUUCUACUAACAUGCUUAGUAGAUGACCAAUUGAAAGGGUUAGGAAAAUUCAAAGGGUUUUUACUACCACAAAAAUCCAAUUGUGUUAAUUUAAGUACCAUAAAAUUUAAAAUUGACUCGCGAGUGACAAGAACAUGUAGAUUAAACUUAGUAUAGAAAAAUUAAGGAUAUUUUUCUUCGGAGCAAGGGGAACGGCAUGAGGAUUCUCUUAAAAUAUUAAGGUUGGAUAAAAUAUUAAUAAAUUUCCCAUCCAACCUUCGGUAUGAAAUAAAUAAUGUGCAGUUACGCUUAAAGUAUCCUUUAGUAUACCGCCUUAAUAGUAAUGUUAAAUAAAAUAGGCAUCGCUUUAUGUUAAAUUAAAUUUAACUUGUUCUUAAUUUCAUGACGCUUUGUAAGCUAUAACCAAAAAUUACUUUACUGUGUUAGACUUGUAGUCUAAGAAAUGUGCCCCUAAGUAGUGGGGGGAAACUGCAGCGCUCGGGUGUUCUCGGCUCCGUUUGGCUCAGCAUUGCUCCGAGCAAUUAUUAGGGUUGGCACAACUUGACGUUCCUUUGCGUGCAUAACCACAGAUAAGAUAAUCACUUGAAUUUUGACAACCCUAAAUAGCUAAAAGGGAUAGUGCCAUACAUUAGAAAGGGAUAAAAUAAUUCGUCCCUGAAUCGCUGUCAAACUUCGGUUUUGUAGGAAGUUUCCUAUUAUUUAUUCUGUACCUUUAAGUUGGACAGCUGAAAUAAAAGCCGCCAUGUUUUCUGGCCACUGAAUCGUCAAACAUUACCGUUUGACAACCCGGGUUAGCGCAUAAUGUACGAAGCCGUACAGCGCCAUCUACACUAGAGACGUGCGAGGAUGCGUUGCGAGGGACGAAUGUGUUGGUUAGGAAACAAUUGAAUCAUUACACGCUGAGGUUCAUUUACUCACUCCUUUCAUCACUUCAUUCACCUAUUCUCGCUCAGCGUGAAGUGAUUAUAUUGUUUCCCAACAAAUACAUCCAUCGCCACGCAUCCUCGCACAUCUCUGAUGGAAACGCAGUCUUAGACCUACUCAUCUAAUACAAUAAAUGAAUCUUUGCUAUAACUGAUAUUACAUUAGAUGUGAAUUUCUUUAUUAGUCGUUAGUACUGUUUAGAUAAUUAGAUAUUUUCGUGUAUUAUAGUCAAAGUAAGUAUAGCGUGAAGAAACCCCAUACUUUUAAUACUUAUAAUAUAUCAUAUUGCCUUUAUUAUUUCUUUUAGGUGUUUGAAUGAUUUGUAAAAAAAGAAUAAUUAAUAAUACUAGAGUUAUCGAUAUGAAUUAAAGCACAUAGAAAUUUAACAUUAGUUCAGAGAUUUCAAUUCUAUUUAUGAUAUUCUCCGUUUCCAAUAUUAGAGUACUUUCAAAUUAGUUUUACAGUUAGCAGCAUAGUACGUCGCUAACUAAAAUAACUUGCAAGCGUAAUGUGAAAUAUACAAGGUGCCCGUGAGCAUUGCGAGACAUUUUAACUAAGCAUUCCUGGUAAUAUUUAGGAACUAAAAUGUCAUAUAAAAUUUUCUGGAUUAGGCCUAGUUUCAGAGAUAAUGAAAUGUUUUUCGAAAUCAUUCUUUCGCCAUAAGUCGGUACAAAACACAUUUUUGACUGCGGUAUUGCCACUUUGAGGUCUAGUCUGGACAUACCUAUUGAUUGACAUCGAAAAAUUUUAAAAAUGUAUUCGAGAGGCUACCCCCAAAUAAAAAAAAACUUUUUAGUUAAUUUUAGGUUAUGUGUUUAUCAAUAAAAAUUACGUUUUAUGUACAAAAAAAAAAAACAAAAAUUUUUUUUGUCGAAUUUCACAAAAAGGCAUAACAUUUUUGCUUCUGUUGCCAUCAGGAAUGCACCGUUAAAAUCUCUCGCAAUGCUCACGGGCACCUUGUAUGUUAACGGCACCAAUCAUGGGACAUUUAAGAGAAAACUAGGAGUACUUUUGAUAUUACACCAAUUGUCUCUAAAAUUUCUACCGCUUUAUGCGUUAAAAGUUGAAUCUCCUAUUCAUCUUUUAUGUUUUCAUUGUAUUUAAUGAAAGCUACUGCAAUUGUUUUCAAUAUUAUUAUCAAAUUAAUACUAUGGUUUUUUGCUGUAGUCAUAGGAUAUAUGGCGCCAUUAAUUUUCAAACUAAUAAAUAUUAAUUAAAAAUUACACUUAAGCACUAUUUGGCACUUUUUUUUUGUUAACAAUUAUAGCCUGGUAUUUGGCACUUGUUUAUGGUAGAAACGAGUUGCCAGCGUUUAAAAACUGACGGUAAAUACUUGUUUUACAGGAUUUGUCUAUAUCAUACUGCACUCGUAAAUUCGUACGUGUGACAGGGAGGCAACACGUCGAACGUGGUUCGCGGUAGCUCCUCAGGUGCCCGUCCCAUCAUACUAUAUUAAACAGAAAAGUUUUAAUUAAUUAGGAUUUUUGAUUCAACUUGUGUUUUAAUAGUGCAUACGCUAGUAUUAUUAAUAUUUCUUAUCCAUUGCAUUUUAAAUGUGUAGUAACUCUUUCGGCGCGUUGAAAUUUUGUUUCCUUUCCAUUAGGUAUAUGUGGCGUUAGCAGAAAAAUAGCUUAGCGCGGCUGGCGCUUACGCUGUGCAUUAACUUCUAUACAGUAAUGGCAUCAGUACCCCUAGUGUAAAUUUAUUCGAUAUCGAAACGUAACGUCCGCGUUUGCGUUAAGUCUCAUUUCCCAAAGUUGAGUUUCUUUUUUUUUGAGUUUCCAAAACGUCCCGAUUGGCGCGCUGUUUCUAAAUCCUAUACAAAAUGAGACUAAACGCAAACGCCUACGUCAUGUUUCGAUAUCGAAUAAAUUUACACUAGGGGUUCUGAGGGCCUAACGCGAACCUCGUUUGACGUGUUGCCUCUCUGUCGCACUUGUAAAUUCGUACGCAAGUGUGACAGGGAAGCAACACAUCAAGCGUGGUUCGUGGUACGCCCUCUGGUGCUUUUUCUCAGAACGACACAUAUUCAUUCAAUCUAAGAUUACAUGCUCAAUGAGCAUUGCUCAUCAUUGAUCGAGCUUCACUAUUGAAAUAAUAUUGAUAUUAUUAUAUUUCAAGUUGAAUGUUGCACCCCUAUUUAUAUUGAGUUUAAAUCAAAAUUUUGUAGAUGUGUUUUAUUGAUAAAUUUAUGCAUCGUUGGCUCAAUUGCCAUUAUAAUAAUUAGAAAUAUCCGUACACGGCGGGAAUAAGUUGAUAAUUCUAGAUAUAAAAUUGAAAAAAAUUGAACCUAAUGUAAUUCUAUUUUAGGUUAAAAAUUACUUAAAUUUUAAUUUCUCACCUUAUCAACUUUUUCCCGCCUAGUUCCGAUAUGUAACACUUAAUUUAAUAAAAAUGCGACUAUUUAUGACCGUGGCCAACAAAACUUCCCACUUUGUCGCUUGCCAUAAGGAUGAGAUUUGUUUGUAGGUAUCUUUAUAUUAGGGAUGUCAGAAAUAUUCGCAUUUUCAUUCGUAUGUACGAAUAAUCGCAUCAUUUUAACCAUUCGCAUCGACAUUCGCAUCAAAUGAAGUGAAUGUUUUGCGAAUGCGAAUGUGCGCAGGUCGUGUCCUGUCUCGCGUACGGUCAUUGCGCGCAAACUGUGUUCAAGUAAUGCAUUUUAACCAGUAGAUAGCAUUUUCAACAAUUUCUAACAUCCCGUUCUAAGGGAACUAUAUUUUAUGUACUAACAGAUUUUUUCUAAUUAGGAAUGUUAAUAACAACUACAUAUUCCAUAACAUUUGCAUUCGGACAUUCGCAUUCUGCACAUUCGGAUUCGCACGCACAUUCGUGACAUCCCUGCUUUAUACGAAUAAUCUGCAAUAGUCCUUAUGGCAAGCGACAAAGUGGGACGCUUUGCCGGCCACGGUCACAUUUUAUGACUUUAUUUAGCGAACUGCAAGAUAAAGGUACUCAUGUACAGUCAGCGUCAAAUACUUUGUAGCAACCAAAGUAGCCAAAUAGUUCGGUACACCAUAUAUUUAGUAUGGUGUACCGAACUAUUUGGCCACUUUGACUGCCACAAAGUAUUUGACGCUGACUGUACUACGAUUAUGAGUAGUAGAUAAGGACGUUGAAAAAGAUAGGAUACCUUCUUUUUAACUUGAAGUUUUGAUUUAAGAAAAUUGAUUCAAAAAAAUUGUGUUUGAGGUUGAGAUUCUUAAAUCUCUGAAUAACAGUAUAACAGUAUCAGUUAAAAACCUUCGCCAUUUAACCCUUUGAACGCUCUAUAGACGGCUGGGCGCGUAUAAUGUGCCAUACAAAAUACGUGCUCAUUGAAGUUAUCUACAGCAAACAGCAAUGAUGAAGAACGUGACUGUAGAGAUUUAUAUAAUUUUUCGUGGUCUCUGUAAAGAGGAAAGGGGAUGACCACUUUUCUCCAUACAAAAAAAGUCUCAAUUUUCCUCUCUUAAUAUUACGUUGUUAUUAUGUUAAUUAAGCUUAUAGAAAGUAUGUUUACACAAUUUAUAUAGCUAUAAGAGAGAGAGAGAGCAAAGAGAAUUUGAUAUAGAAGUGGAUUGUGAAAGUAAACUUUUCGAGCGAUGGUGCCAUAACCUUUGGCCUAUGCUCUAGUAGAUGGCACCACUUUUUUAUAUUUAACACAUAUCAGUGAAAGAAUAAGGAUCAGAGUCAAAUGGCGUUCUAAAAGUAUGCAUCAUUUAUCGAAAGAUGGCAGUAAAUUUACUGAGGCUUAAGUUUACUUUGACAAACCACCUCUAUUUCAAAUUCUCUUUGAUAAGCAAAAAACAAAUUCAAUACCUUUUUUUAAUUCUUAUAAUAAUGAAAAAUCCCAAAAAAAAUCAUAGCUGUUGUUGAUAUAUACAUCAAAUUGUGUGAAAAUAUUUUCAAUAUAUUUUUUUUUAUCGAGAAAGGAAAAUGGGAACUACGUUUGUAUGGAAAGCUGGAUUCGAGGCGGUCGUCCACUAUCUCUUAAGAAAUGUAUUUUUUUUUCGUAAAUUGUGUUCAUUUCAAAACGAGGGAUCGGUACAUAAUCUUGUGGUGCGACAGUGGUAAUAUGUAGGAAUAUUGGAGCAAAAUAAUUAAUUUUAGCUAAUAUGCACCAUGCGCCAUAAGCGCUAUGCUUAGACCACGUUACUCAUAUAUUGAGGCUAUCCGUUAUUAGAUGCCAUGCUCUGACCAAAGUAAUAGAACUUGAUAUUAACUAAUGCGAUUGUAUUUGUAUAGGUUAUAAAUAAUACUAAGCGUAUAGAAGUGAUUACAAAUACCAAAGAGAAUGUGUAUUGUCAAAGAAACUCAUAUUUUUCAUAAUAUUUUGCUAAGCCCUAUCCGGGUCCUAGUAGUUAUGUAUUUACCUAGCAUUAAGUUGCAUUUGUCUACUGUAAUCUACUUUGGUUGCAAAUAAAUAUUGAAAUUGAACUUUUGUAGCCACAGUGCAUUUACUGCCAUCUUUCGACCACACGUUUAAAACUUUUAGAACGCCAUUUGACUAUGAUCCUUAUUAUUUCACUGAUAUGUGUUAAAUUUGUUAAUUAUCAAAAAGUGGCCCCAUCUUACCGGGUACCACCUAAAGGUUAUGGCGCCAUCGCUCGAAACUGUGCUGCUAUACCUUUGCCUUUGAUCUAUUAGAGGGCGCCACUUUUAGAUAUUUAACAAAUUUAACACAUAUCAGUAAAAGGAUAAGGAUCAAAGUGAAAUGAUGUUCUAAAAGCUUUAAUCAUGUGUCGAAAGAUUGCUGUAUAUGUCCUGUGGCUACAAAAUUUUCUUUGACAAUACCUCUAUUUCAAAUAUUCUUUUUGCACUUACUGAUUGUUUGAAAAAUGAUACAAAGAAUUUAAAUGUUAGUACGAUUUUUUACUAGUGACAAUAUGAAAGUCGCUAGGGACCUUAAAUACCCUGACCGUACAAGCGAGCCAUAUAACUUCUAUGAAGCGUAAGCUUGGAGGAUUUAACAACCGGAGUCGGCUUUAACUCCUUACCGCAUACGAAGCCAUACAUGGCCGAUAUGAUAUUCAACUUUAUUGGCAGCUAUUUAAGUUCGAAUUUCAAGAAAUAUUUUUAUUACAUACAGUAAGGGUUUAAGAGCUUACCCCUCCGUCGAAAACGUCAGCCAAUGGUCAUAUAUUUACUGUAUGGACUGACAUCAAACAAAUAGUCAUACAUUUGACGUGCCCCUACCCCGCAAAAAUGUACAGAUAAUUGCAGAAAAGGCAUCUCCAAUUGUUAAAUCCUUUAAGAGCGUAAGUAAAGAUUAGCGCGUGGCAUGCCGAGGGUAACUUUCUGUUAUUUUUGACAUGUUUUUGACGUGAUAUCAAGUCCUUAGAUGUUUAAAGGGUUAACUACUCAUAUGCCGUCAUCGUCAGAAACUUUCAAAGUUUCCUAUGUUUCUUGUGGAAUUUUCCUGAAAUAUAUAAGAUAUUCUGCAACUUGGGGUGGAUUUCAUUUGUCCCCGCCGGGUUCAGAUGGGAAUAGGUGCUUUCAUAUUAAUCAUUCUCAUCUGUCCCCGCCUAAUGUUUGGCGGCUGCCACGUGGGGCGGGGACAAAUAGGAAUACGCUGCAUCUGUCACAUCUGUAGGGUUAACGAGUAAUGAUCACUUCAAACGUUUGUAUUAUUUAUGACGAGUACCUAAGUAGGAAUAAUUUAUUCAGUAGGCCAAUGUUCAUGUUUCUUGUUUGAGAUAUUUUUGUCUUUCUCUGGUCAUUCGCUGGUCGAUAAAUCCAGAUUUGUGUGUCGAAUAAAGUAUUUCAUUCUGA
This is a messenger RNA of Cydia pomonella (codling moth), 10570 nucleotides long. RefSeq lists its product as uncharacterized. The record is from RefSeq and is a predicted model, not a curated record. The coding region runs from base 481 to 1194 and encodes 237 amino acids. NCBI's taxonomy places the organism in Eukaryota, Metazoa, Arthropoda, Insecta, Lepidoptera, Tortricidae. The transcript is spliced from 7 exons.